CGUUUCCAAAAAUCAUCAUCAUCCCAAAUUGUAAAAGUUUAGCCAAUUGGACUAGUUCCUAAAGAAAAAGAACCAAAUAACCAACCAUAUCAUAUAAAAUGGGUCCAUAUGACCAAAACCCAUGACCCUAACAACAUCCAUGUCAUGUGCCCCAAAAUUGCUAUUUUCUCUCUCCUCUUUCUUAACCUUAUCAAGUUGUUGUUGUUGUUGUUAUUGUGUUGAUGUUCACCCCAAAACUAAAGUCCUUAAUAUUUCCCACCCCUCUAAAAAAAAAAGGUCCAUUGGUCCGUCCGUCUUCUCCAACUAUCCAAUUCCCCAAGCCCAUUAUCACUUUCUCUCUCCUCCUCCUCCCAUACUUUUUCUCUCUCCUCCAAUUCUCCUUCUCCGGUUGCAAAACCCUAGAUCUCUCACCGCCGUUGACGCCGCUGCUCUCCCCCUCCUUUCUCUCUAUCAUCCGUUGAUUUGGUCCUCCGAUCCGUUUCUGUGUUCUACCGGUUUCCAGAUCGCCGAAUUUGUUCUGGCUUCAUUUUCACCAUGACGACCACUGAUGAAAACAAUGAACAGGCAGAUUCACAACAGACUGAUGUACAGACAAGAACUGAUGAUUCGGUGAAGGUAAAACCAGAGCGAGCUCAGCCUGAACCAGAGCGGGUGGAUAUGGAGGUGGCAAACUCACAGCCUGUUGGCGAACAAGUUGAUCAACAGAGUGGUGGUAAACAGGCUGAGUCAGAACAUCCUGAGCAUACUGAGCUUCCUCAGCCUGAGCCACUCAGUGAAAUGAUGGAUUCGGAACAAGCUGAUGCACCAGCUACGGAGGCAGAGUAUGAAAAUUCUGAAGCAGAGCAUCCUGUGAUGGUGCCUAAAGAGGCAGAGAAUGCAAAAUCUCAAGCAGAGCAUCAAGUGCCUACAGAGGCAGAGAAUGCAAAAUCUCAAGCAGAGCAUCAAGUGCAUACAGAGGCGGAGUAUGCAAAUUCUCAAGCAGAGCAUCAAGUGCCUACAGAGGUGGAGUAUGCAAAUUCUCAAGCAGAGCAUCAAGUGUCUACAGAGACGGAGUAUGCAAAUUCUCAAGCAGAUCAUCCUGUGAUGGUGAAACCAGAACAUGUUGCACCAGAGCCAAUGCACAUGGAAAUGACAAACUUGCAGUCUGUGAGGGAACAAUCUUUUCCGCAUGCUUCUGGCGAAGAACAUAUGAGUACCGGGCUUGCUCAUCCUGAGCCGCUUGGCGAGGAAGUUGUUUAUCAUCCAGCAGUCAGUAUGGAGGAUGGGCAUCCACAAUUUGUCAAUUCAGGGCACUCAGUCAGUGCCGGGCAUGUGCUUUCGCACCCGGUCACUCUAGAAAUGGUUCAUUCCCAGCCUGGCAGUGAAGACUUUACGUUUUCCCAGCCUCUUAGUUCUGAUAUUGUGCAUUCACAACCUGUUACUUCUGAGGUUGUGCAUUCCCAGCCACUCAGUGCAGAGCUUGCGCAUUUGCAACACGGCAAUCUAGAGCCAGUUCACUUUCAACCAGUUGGGGCAGAACAUGUUGGUUCAUAUGCUCAUGGAGGUGAACUUGUGAAUUCCCUUGCUGUUGGCAUGGAGCUGAUUAAUACACAGCCUCUCAGCACGGAGGUCCCUAAUUCACAGCAAGAAACUCCUGAGACCCAGCCUAAUAAGCGCCGGAAGAAGAAAUCUAUAGUCUGGGAGCACUUUACUAUUGAAACUGUUGGUGUUGGCUGCAGGAGGGCCUACUGUAAAGUGUGCAAGCAGUCAUUUGCAUACAGUACUGGUUCUAAGGUUGCUGGGACAAGCCACCUGAAGCGUCAUAUCGCAAAAGGGACUUGUCCUGUUGUUCUGCGUCAGCAAGAGAAGAAUCAGUUGUCCCCAUAUAUGCCAAAGAGUGGCGGAACUGAUGCGGCUACUGAACACCAACCAAAAAGGCGUUACAGGAGCUCUAGUUCACCGUAUCUCAUAUUUGACCAGGAUCGUUGCCGACAUGAGAUUGCUAAGAUGAUCAUCAUGCAUGAUUAUCCACUUCACAUGGUUGAACAUCCAGGAUUUGUUUCCUUUGUCCAGAAUCUUCAGCCCCGUUUUGAUAUGGUGAGCUUCAACAUUGUACAAGGGGAUUGCGUAGCAAUAUUCUUGAGGGAGAAACAAAAUCUUCAGAAGUUUAUUGAGGGAAUUCCAGGGCGAAUAUGCCUGACUUUGGAUAUGUGGACUUCCAGUCAAUCAACUGGGUUUGUUUUUGUUACUGGGCAGUUCAUUGAUAAUGAUUGGAAGUUGCAUCGGAGACUUCUUAAUGUUGUGAUGGAGCCCUUUCCGGAGUCAGAUAGAGCACUCAGCCAUGCUAUUGGUACUUGUCUGUCUGACUGGGGCUUAGAUCGCAAAUUAGCCUCAAUUACUUUUAACCAGCCAAUAGGUGAAGCUGCACUUGAAAAUCUAAGGGCCUUGCUUGCCGUAAAAAACCCAAUGCUUCUUAAUGGCCAGUUGUUGAUCCGGAGUUGCAUUGCUCGUACUUUGAGUAGCAUGGCACAAGACGUAAUAUCUGCGAGCGAAGAAACCAUCAAGAAGAUCAGAACCAGUGUGAAAUACGUGAAGACUUCAGAAUCUCAUGAAGAAAAGUUUCUUGAGUUGAAGCAACAGCUUCAGGUGCCAUCUGAACAGAGUCUCUCUCUUGACAACGUGACAAAAUGGAACACGACGUAUGAAAUGCUUGUUGCUGCUUCUGAGUUGAAGCAAGUAUUUUCUUGCUUAGAUACAUGCGACCCUGAUUACAAAGAUGCCCCUUCCAUGGAUGAUUGGAAUCAAGUUGAGAACAUCUGCAUGUACCUUAAACUUGUGUAUGAUACCGCAAAUUUGCUGUUGACAAAACCUACUCCGUCUUCAAAUGUGUUCUUCCACGAGGUGUGGAAGAUUCAGCUGGAGCUAGCCCGUGCUGCUGCAAGUGAUGAUCUGUUUGUAGCUGGGCUUGCUAAGCCAUUGCAAGAAAAGUUUCACAAAUAUUGGAAGAGUUGUUGCCUGGUGUUAGCAGUAGCUGUAGCUAUGGAUCCUAGGUUUAAGAUGAAACUUGUGGAGUUUAGUUUUACAAAAAUCUUCAUGGAUGAAGCUCCAGUAUACAUCCGAGUAGUAGAUGAGGGAAUCCACGAGCUUUUCCACGAGUAUGUGAGUCACCCUUGUCUUGAAGAUGGUGGUAAUGUAAAGAGAGAAGAUGAAGAGGGAGGUAUUCUAAACAGCAAUGGACUUACAGACUUUGAUAUGUAUAUUAUGGAGACUUCAAGCCAACAGAUGAAAUCAGAGUUGGAUCAGUAUUUGGAGGAGUCUCUGUUACCAAGGAUUCAAGAUUUCGAUGUGUUAGGUUGGUGGAAACUGAACAAAAUCAAAUAUCCAACCCUUUCAAAGAUGGCACGGGACAUCCUGACAGUUCCUCUAUCAACUGUUAGUGCUGAAUCUGUAUUUGAUUGUUCGUUCAAAGAGAUGGACUCGUACAGGUGCUCAUUGCGGCCUGAGACACUUGAAGCCCUGAUAUGCGCUAAGGAUUGGUUGCAGCCAGAUUCAACCAAUAUCUCAAAAGAACUAGUAGUCAAGAUGGAACUUUGAGUUCCGACUGUUUCUAAAUAAAUCUUUGUAUCAUGUCGAUGUGUAGGUAGGGGGUUUAUUUCAUUGCGCGUUAUAUUAUUUUCUAGUCCAGAUUGUGAAAAUGAUUCCUGACUCUUAGAUAGUCUCAUUGUAAGUCUUUAAGCAACAACUAUUCUGUUAUUUUUAUUAUAUAUACUCGUA
This is a messenger RNA of Spinacia oleracea (spinach), 3753 nucleotides long. RefSeq names its product zinc finger BED domain-containing protein DAYSLEEPER. The transcript has 2 exons. Gene Ontology annotation, molecular function: DNA binding; protein dimerization activity. Bases 535 to 3573 code for a protein of 1012 amino acids. NCBI's taxonomy places the organism in Eukaryota, Viridiplantae, Streptophyta, Magnoliopsida, Caryophyllales, Amaranthaceae. The record is from RefSeq and is a predicted model, not a curated record.